AUGUCGUCUUUAAGGAAUGCCAUCCCGAGAAGGGCUCACAAGGAGCGUGUUCAGCCACAAUCUAGAAGGAGAUUCGGGCUGCUCGAAAAACAUAAGGAUUACGUUAAGCGUGCGAAAGCUUACCACCAAAAGGAGCAAGCUAUCCAGAAACUUAAAGAAAAAGCGGCCUUUAAGAACCCGGAUGAGUUUUACUUCAAGAUGGUUAAAACAAGAAUGGUUAACGGAGUCCACAGAUUGGAGAGUGAAGCAAACAAGUAUACUAAAGAAGAGCUCAUGUUGAUGAAGACUCAAGACAUUGGGUACAUUUUUCAGAAACUUCAAACCGAAAAAAAGAAAAUCGAGAGGCUAAGUGGGAUGCUGCAUUGCCUUGAUGAUGACAACCGCUCGUCAAGCAAGCACGUUUAUUAUGUUGAGGACAGGGAUGAAGCUAGAGAUCUACGAUCUAAAGUCCCGGAAAACAGAGGAAAAAACCCUGCUUUCAAGGACUUGCCUAAGGAUAUCCAAAGGAAAACUGCUGCUUCCUACCGAGAACUCGAGGCUAGGAAAAACAGAGCCCGGGAGCUAGAGAAACUUUACUUGGAUAUGGCUAUGCAGAAAGAAUUGCAGAAAAAGGGCAGAAAGCGCAAACUUCAUGACGAUGAGAUUGUUUCGUCGGCCUCAGGACCCGUGUACAAGUGGCGGCAGGAAAGAAAACGCUGA
Molecule: messenger RNA, 699 nt
Organism: Striga hermonthica
Lineage: Eukaryota; Viridiplantae; Streptophyta; Magnoliopsida; Lamiales; Orobanchaceae
Source: the annotation of a GenBank genome assembly